AUGCGCCGCUUGAGCCCCUGGGCUCCCUGGACGACGCGUUGCGGUGCUUCCAUCGCCAGAUCCCGGGCACCUGCGGGCACAGUCUCCGUGGGUGGCGUGGUGGUCCCUCUUCGACACGACUUUGGAGGAGAGCCGCCGGAGCGCAUCCCCCAGGGCUUUCUGGCGCAGCUGCCCCGUUCUCUACGCCCUGCCUUGAAGUGGCUGGCACAGAAGGAUGCCUUGGGACAAGAUGCCCUUCUCCUUUCCUCCCCUGCUGAGCGUGCUCGCGCACGUCACGUGGCCUUGGCCUAUGCUGAAUUAGUGAACUCAGAGCUUGAGUACGUUGGCAUUUCAGCAGACACUACAGAGGCUGACUUGAAACAGCGUCGCGAGAUCGUGCCUGGAAAUAGUGUUGCCUUCACCAACUCUCCGCCUGUGCGAGCUGCACUUUCUGGGGGACUCCUGGUUCUUGAUGGGUUGGAGCGAGCUGAACGAAAUGUUCUUCCAACGCUGAACAACCUGCUCGAGAAUCGAGAAAUGUCCCUAGAAGACGGUCGCUUUCUGGUCGAGUCUGUCCGCUACGAGGCCCUCAAAGGUUCCAUGACGGACUCUGCGAGUGGAUUGACUGCGGUGCAUCGCCACUUUCGCGUCCUGGCGCUGGCUUCGCCCUGUCCACCCUUCGAUGGCCGAGCGCUUGACCCACCACUGAGGUCACGCUUCCAGGCGUUGUUAGUGCCACCCGCACCACUGGAAGAGUUGACUGAAGCUCUGCAAGGGCAUGACGACUCCGUGGUGUCUCCUCUGCUCACGGCAGCCGAGACGAUCAUUGAAUUGGAGCGGCAAUCCAUCAGGCAAAAUGCCUCGUUCUUCUCCUUCUCGACCAGUUCGUUUUUGAGAUACUGCUCUCAACGCCCGCUGCCAAAGGGCAAUGCGGAGGACAUUUUGAGAUGCGUUUAUCCUCCACUUCAUGCUUCUGACUGCCCAUCUAUGCCUGAAGCUGCAUCGUCGGUUACACAGGCUUUGAGAAAGUUAAGGCUGAAGCCUCCAUCUCAGAGAGGACUGGAUGAUGGGAGCGGAUCGCUGGUUGGAACUCACUAUCGCACAGCGGAAAUUGGAGCCACAGCGCAAGCCAUUGAGGCCGAUAUGGCUCGGGGCCAGAAUAUCUUGUUGCUUGGUGCACGGGGCAGUGGCAAAAGUGCCAUUGUUCGUGCACUUGGACAUGGAAAAUGGCUUUCCUUUGCACUUCACCGCGACCAGACUGGACGCGACUUGCUGCAGCGGCGGGUCACAGAGCAAGAAUCAGGUGCCUCAACUUGGGCAGACCAGCCAGUGGCCGCUGCAGCCCGUGUGGGUCACGUGGUGGUCCUCGAUGGGAUCCACCGGCUGCCGAAGGGUGCCUUGGUGUCAGCCUUGAGCCGCCUCAACGAAGGAGAGGUGGACCUCCCAGAUGGCAGCCGGCUCAGAGCCUCUGAGGAUUUUCGACUGGUGGCCCUGGCAGAGCCUGGGGAUUGGCUCACACCUGAGGUGGCCUCCUUGUUCGCGACCCAUCUGCUACCUGAGAUGACGCCCCUGGAGCUUACAAUGGCGUUGCCAAAGCUGGUGCCAACGGCCACACCGGAGCUGUGCCAACAGAUUGCGAAUAUCGCCACUGCGGCUUUAUUGACACAGAACGACACAUCCUUCUCAGUGGGCGAACGUGGGGCUCUUCGACUCUCACUACGUGUGCUACUUCGGUUGACACGUCAAGCUGCUGCCACCUCAACGGAUGCAGCAAAGCUGCGUGUCUUGCUGCAUGAAGCACUGAUGUCUCGAUUCCUCCCCUGGCGUUUGCAAGACACUAUCGAUGGAUGGCUGGAAGUGGCAGGGCUUGCUCCAAAGGUGAAGCAAGAAACAACGCAGAACUUCGGGGUGACCCUGGAUGGGGAUGACAUUGUCACUGGAUCUGUGCGAGUAGCACGACGAAGCCCUGAGAGGCCAGAAUUGGUCCCAGCACCACGAGAUUUCUUCGCGAGCCCAGCCGCCUUGAAAGCUUUGCAGUCAAUCCUGCUAUGUGAGCAUGCCGGCGAGCCUGCAAUUCUCCUACUUGGGAAUCAAGGAGUUGGCAAAAAUGUGGCAGUGGAUCGUGUUCUGGAGUUGCUCCGAGCAGAACGAGAGUAUGUGCAAUUACAUCGUGACACAACAGUGAGCUCCUUGACUCUGAGACCACUCCUUGAAAAUGGUCGUCUACAGUACGAAGAUGCACCACUGGUGCGUGCUGCAAAGCAUGGCCGAGUUUGUGUCUUGGACGAAGCAGAUAAAGCCCCGAUUGAAGUGGUGGUGAUCCUCAAAGCAUUGGUUGAGGAUGGUGAAUUGCUGCUGGGGGAUGGUCGUCGCUUGUGCCGGAGUGCGAGCUCGGAGAACGACAUCCAAAUACAUCCAGACUUUCGACUAUGGGUUCUUGCGAAUCGACCCGGGUUUCCCUUCCACGGCAAUGCGUUCUUCCGUGAAUGUGGCGAUGCCUUUGCGGCCAUUGCUUUGGACAACCCAGAUGUGACCUCGGAAACGGCGCUGUUGCAUCACGUGGCACCCAGCUAUCCAAAGCGGCAGGUCUUGGAUAAAUUGGCCUUGGCCUUUGCUGAGCUCAGGAGGCUCGCCGAAAAUGCCGUGAUUUCCUAUCCCUACUCCAUGCGUGAAGCUGUGGCCGUGGCACGACACCUGGAGAAGUACCAGAAGGACUCUGUGGUGGAUGCCCUCAGCAACGUCUUGGCGUUCGAGGCUUACGACGCGCCCCUGAGGAGGCAACUGUCUGAUGUCUUCGAAGCGCACUUCCAUGGCAUCAAAGAUGACCUGGAGCUGGCCUUUGGUUCUGUGUCAGGUGAGACUGGCAGUAGUGGCAGCAGGUCUUCCAAUGUCUCUGACGUGGAGAUCAGGUAUUACCUGCCAAAUGGACAAGGAGGACCCAGCAUACCAAAGACCGGCUUGAGCGGACCAAAGCAUGGAGAAGUGGAUCCCUCUGGUGCUCCUCAUGUAGGAGGCAACCGCUGGGCUGGUGGCAGUGGCGGCUCUGAUACCGCUGGUCUCGGGGGACGUGGAGGUCCAUAUCGACUCUGGGAUGGAAAUCCAGUGCACUCAGUCAGUGAAGAGGCGAAAGCAGAGGUCAGUGAAGAAGCCAAAGCGAAAGCGAGGGCUAUGGCGCUACAGGCCUGGGAACAACGCUUGGCUGACAUUGAGAAGAUGGAUCCGAGCAUGUGGAAGAUGUACUUGGAGGUUCUGAGUACGGUGGAACCUCAAGUGGCACAACUACAAUCCAUUCUACGCCAAGCCAAAGACAAGAAGUUGGAAAGGAUUUGGCUCAGGAAUCGCUCAGAUGGUGAGUUGGAUGACACUCGCUUGGUGGAAGGCGUUGCAGGUGAACGCUUGGUCUUCAAGAAGCGGGGGACUACGGAAUCGAAGAGCAAGUCUGAUGAUGAUGAUGACAGGGCCAAGCGCCGCAUUUGUUUCGUCAUGGACUGCUCGGGGUCCAUGUACCGCUUCAACGGCAUGGAUGGUCGCUUGAAUCGAAUGCUGGAAACCACCUGCCUGAUCUUCGAAUCUAUGGAGGGUUUGGAUCGCUAUGACUAUGCCGUCCUUGGUCACUCGGGGGGAAGUGCACAAAUUCCUUUCGUGGAGUUUGGCAAGCCGCCGGCAAAUCGUGGCGAACGCUUAAAGGUCUUGCAGAGGAUGCUGGCGCAUACCCAGUUCUGCUGGCCAGGGGACAACACCAUCGAGGCCACAAACUUGGCUAUAGACUAUGUCAUUGAUGCCAUGUCUUCGGACCAAAAGGAUCACAGAGAUGAGAAAACGGGUCGCGCCUUCGUAGUGGUGGUCUCUGAUGCGAACUUCAGGCGCUAUCGGAUGGAUCCCUUGUGGUGGAGCGAAGCUUUGAAGCGCGAUGCACGUGUGGAUGGCCACGCGGUGAUGAUUGGUUCCAUUGGUGAAGAAGCAGCCAAGAUUCGUGCAGCACUUCCAGCGGGCCAUGGCCACGUAGUGCUUGACACCACAUUGUUGCCAAGUACCUUCAGGUCCAUCUUCGAACAAGCUGGCAUUGUUGACAACGACUUCUAG
Molecule: messenger RNA, 4062 nt
Organism: Cladocopium goreaui
Lineage: Eukaryota; Dinophyceae; Suessiales; Symbiodiniaceae
Source: the annotation of a GenBank genome assembly